This is a messenger RNA of Schistocerca cancellata (South American locust), 470 nucleotides long. RefSeq lists its product as uncharacterized. Lineage: Eukaryota; Metazoa; Arthropoda; Insecta; Orthoptera; Acrididae. The transcript has 3 exons. Bases 119 to 430 code for a protein of 103 amino acids. The record is from RefSeq and is a predicted model, not a curated record.
UGCACAAUGUUGGCAUAUAAUUGGAAGCAGGGGAUACUGAUAUUGCAAUCUGUUUAGUUGUCACCUCUUAUAUGUAAAAUUUCCUCUUUGUAUUUUAUAACAGCUGCACAGUCUCAAGAUGACUAUGAGUGAAGUGUAUGGAACUACAGAUUGCUCCGAAAAGUGCCGGAGACUCAUUGCUUGUUGUUUCGAAAUACAGGAACAGUUAUUAGAAAAAGAGGCCAAUUUGAUGAUGAAGCUCAAAGAGCUAGAAAUGAUGGCAAAGGAACGAAAGGAUAAACUCGGGGAGGUACGUGAAUAUCAGAAAGAGAUGGAAUUGAAACAGAGACAGGAGGAUGCUACAACAGAUACUUUAAAGCAUGAAAUGCGGAGUUCACACAGUCUCACCUCACUAACAUGUUGUGCAGACACAAUUGUGAGAGAAUACUGAAAAAGUCGUUUAUUAACUGAGGAACUGAGGAAAAGUAAGG